Molecule: messenger RNA, 2634 nt
Organism: Puntigrus tetrazona (Sumatra barb)
Lineage: Eukaryota; Metazoa; Chordata; Actinopteri; Cypriniformes; Cyprinidae
Product: adhesion G-protein coupled receptor G6-like
Exons: 19
Coding region: 45-2336 (763 amino acids)
Biological process (GO): adenylate cyclase-activating G protein-coupled receptor signaling pathway; cell surface receptor signaling pathway
Cellular component (GO): membrane
Molecular function (GO): G protein-coupled receptor activity
Source: RefSeq, a predicted model, not a curated record
CAGAUACAGUACACUCUCCACACUUAGUGGACUUCAGCUCAAGAAUGUCACCGUCUCUGGAUAUUAUUUCUCGACAAAAGCAGAAUUUGCCGUGGAUGAUGAUCAUCUUUUGUGCAACAUGCCAGACAACCUCCUUAGACCAACUGAUAAUCCAAGUCAAUACGACAGAUCAGUGCUUCCGGGACAACAGUAACUUUGUCAUUUCAGACAUAAAUCCAGCAUCCAGUUGUCAAUCAGCUGAAAAUAAUGGGAAUUUUAAAAAAUAUAUCAAACUAAGCAUUUCUUCUCAAGCAAACUGCAGACCAUACAGUUUCUUCAUAAUAAAUCACGGGAAUGACUAUCACAUCAGAAUGAAUGAGACCGUUGAAGGCAUGAAACUGUGGUUAUUGCCAAAUGGUCGUACUGGGACUUGCCAGAUACAGCAAAACUCCUGCAUCGCCACUGAAUCUAAUGAACUGAAUGUCAUCCGAUGCAGUCCCUGUUCAUUUAUACCCUCAGACACAGCUUUACAAAGCACUCCUCUUGAACCUAAUAAAAGUUGCGCAAAUGCUAUAUAUAAUACCAGCAGCAUAUGCAAUGAUGAACUGGGUAACCCAAAUCCACAUUGCGGUUACAGUCAUGAAGGAAGCAGAUAUGUUCUGUCUCUUAUAAAGAAAGAAUGGACGUGUGUCAAAUGUGAUAACACAACUGAUGAGGAAUCAUCCACGGAUUCUUCUGCAAAGGUCACCAAUACUAGUUCCACAACACAUACUACAAGAAACAAUCCAACAACAUCAACCAGAACUCGUGAUUCAACUACAACUACAACAAACAACCCAACUUCAAUGCACCUAAAUCUAACUCUCAAAGCAACCAAGACAACUAAUAGUACAAAUACAGUUGUGGGUGGCUAUACAAAGGCCUUAGAAGCCUUGAACAAUCUGGAGCCUAAGAUGGAAGAGUUGGAAAAAAGCAAUAAAAGCGAUGCAAUGAUCGUCACAGAGGAUGGUGUUGGUUUUCUUCAUGUACAAGCCAAGAACACAGAAACCAAAGACAUAAACAUAUGCUACUCUUCAGAUGACGCCAUGGUUGUUGAGGGUCAGAGUGACCUGAUUGCUAACUGUUCCUGGUCAGUAAAGAUUAGCAAGGAGGCUUUUGAUCAAUCACGUCAUCAAAACAACGGAAGUGCGUUUGUUGGAGUUCUACGGUUGAAUAACCUGAGAAACAAGAAUGAAACAGAAAAUGAGAUCGUUUUGAACAACGAGGUUUAUGGAAUAACGAUGAAGGCCGAUAUCUCCAACCUUACCGACAACAUCGUCAUGUUCUUUACACCUAAUGGAAAGGUUGGUAAAGCGUCCUGCAGCUCUUGGGAUGGCAAAGUCAAACAUAAUUGGACGACAUUCGGCUGUGAGACAAUAAGAAUCAACAACACUAUCAAGUGCUCCUGCUCACAUCUGACGUUCUUUGCAGUGCUGAUGUCUCAGUCAGAUUCAAUCCUCACAGAGAAGGAUCUGGAAACACUGACUUAUAUCACUUAUAUCGGCUGCGGCAUCUCCAUGUUUUUUCUGUCCAUCGCUUUAUUCAUGCAUUUCCUGUUACGGAAAGCCAAGUCAAACCAGGCCACGAAGAUCUUGAUGAACAUGUUUGUGUCUUUGUUUCUACUGAAUGCCUCGUUUUUGUCAAACGAGAGCGUCGCUAACACACAAGACAACGCUGCGUGCGUCUUCAUAGCGCUGCUCCUGCAUUACUCCAUGCUGGCCUCAUUCACCUGGUUCUUCAUUCAAGCUCUUCAUAUGUACUUAUGGCUCAUCAGACAGAACGUCACCAUCACAAACUACAUGAGGAAGAUCACCGUGUUGGGCUGGGUGUUUCCCGCUCCAAUAGUCAUAGCAAUUGUUUCUGUAGAAGAAUACAAAACAGUGACCAUAAAAACACCUGCGAAAAAUUCAAAAAUGUGCUGGAUUACAAAUCCUUACAUUCACUACAUAGUGAACAUCGGCUACUACGCUUUAGUUUUCAUCUUCACGACAGGAAUCUUCAUCACUAUUGUAACAAGAAUUGUUCACACCAGACGUUUAAGAGCGAUUGACGGCAAGAGAAAGACGUUCAGAAAGCAGCUGAUGAUGGUGUUGAGUUUGUUCCUGCUCUUCGGUCUGACGUGGUCUGUGGCGUUCUUCAGUUAUGGACCGAUGCUCAUUCCCUCGUAUUACAUAUUCACUGUGUUCAACUCCUUUCAGGGCUUCUUCCUCUUCCUGUAUUAUCACCACAUUCACAAUGACUUUGCUGAUUUCUCUGAUGAUCCCAGAACAACCAUAGUUAAACCCAACGGGAAUGGUCUGCAAAAUGUCUAUAAUUAAUCAGAAAACCACACAGUCUCUUAGUUGUUGAUAAGAUUUCCAGAAUAUUAGUACAGUCACGUGCACUACAAUAUACUAAUACUUUACAGUUCAUUUUGCAUGUUUAAUAAUAUUUUGUAUGAUGAUGAGACUACAACUACAUUUGAUCAUAAGCGGGAUCUUUAGCUUUUAAGACAUUUUAAAGAAAGUUCAUUUUAGAUGUACUGUAAAAGCUACUUUAGGAGUUUAUUUUCUUGUAUCUGUGCGUCUACAGUAACUAAAACUAUAGUUAUGAAAUACAUAUGCAUAUUUAAACUGU